Lepus europaeus (European hare) is the source of this 7679-nucleotide messenger RNA. It is a transcript of the gene SLC36A1, whose product is annotated as solute carrier family 36 member 1. NCBI's taxonomy places the organism in Eukaryota, Metazoa, Chordata, Mammalia, Lagomorpha, Leporidae. The record is from RefSeq and is a predicted model, not a curated record. Gene Ontology annotation, biological process: proline transmembrane transport; L-alanine transport; proton transmembrane transport. Bases 116 to 1543 code for a protein of 475 amino acids. Gene Ontology annotation, molecular function: glycine transmembrane transporter activity; L-alanine transmembrane transporter activity; L-proline transmembrane transporter activity. Gene Ontology annotation, cellular component: vacuolar membrane. The transcript is spliced from 11 exons.
GGAAGCAGCUGCCCGGCUGCUAGGGAGGAUGGUGAGGGGUCGGCGCUGAGGCAGGGAGGUGGGCUGCACCGACACCUGCCAGAGCCCGGGCUGGAGCCGGAAUCUGAGCGCUACCAUGUCCACGCAGAGACUCAGGAACGAAGACUACCACGACUACAGCUCCACGGACGUGAGCCCCGAGGAGAGCCCAUCGGAGGGCCUGAAUAGCUUCUCCUCAGGUUCCUACCAGCGGUUCGGGGAAGGCAACAGCACAACAUGGUUUCAGACCCUGAUCCACUUGUUAAAAGGCAACAUUGGCACAGGACUCCUGGGGCUGCCUCUGGCUGUGAAAAAUGCUGGCAUCUUGAUGGGCCCCCUCAGCCUGCUGGUGAUGGGCAUCGUGGCCGUGCACUGCAUGGGGAUCCUGGUGAAGUGUGCCCACCACUUCUGCCACAGACUGAACAAGCCCUUUGUGGAUUAUGGGGAUACUGUGAUGUAUGGACUAGAAUCCAGCCCCAGCUCCUGGCUCCGGAACCACGCACACUGGGGAAGGCACAUCGUGGACUUCUUCCUGAUUGUCACUCAGCUGGGCUUCUGCUGUGUCUAUUUUGUGUUUCUAGCUGACAACUUUAAACAGGUGAUAGAAGCAGCCAACGGGACCACCAGUGACUGCCACAACAACGAGACGGUGAUUCUGACGCCCACCGUGGACUCGCGGCUCUACAUGCUCGCCUUCCUGCCCUUCCUGGUGCUGCUGGUUUUCAUCCGGAACCUGCGGGUCCUGUCUGUCUUCUCUCUGCUGGCCAACAUCUCCAUGCUGGUCAGCCUGGUCAUGAUCUACCAGUUCAUUGUUCAGAGGAUCCCUAACCCCAGCCACCUACCCCUGGUGGCGCCCUGGAAGACCUACCCCCUGUUCUUUGGCACGGCCAUCUUUGCGUUUGAAGGCAUCGGAAUGGUUCUGCCCCUUGAAAACAAAAUGAAGGACCCCCGGAAGUUUCCAAUCAUCUUGUACACAGGGAUGACCAUCGUCACUGCCCUCUACAUCAGCCUGGGGUGUCUGGGGUACCUGCAGUUUGGAGCUAGCAUCCAAGGCAGCAUAACCCUCAACCUGCCCAACUGCUGGCUGUACCAGUCAGUUAAGCUGCUCUACUCCGUCGGCAUCUUCUUCACCUACGCACUGCAGUUCUACGUCCCAGCGGAGAUCAUCAUCCCCUUCUUCGUGUCCCGAGCGCCUGAGCACUGCGAGCUGGUGGUGGACCUGUUUGUGCGCACGGUGCUGGUCUGCCUGACAUGUGUCUUAGCCAUCCUCAUCCCCCGCCUGGACCUGGUCAUCUCCCUGGUGGGCUCCGUGAGCAGCAGCGCCCUGGCCCUCAUCAUCCCGCCCCUCCUGGAGAUCACCACCUACUACUCGGAGGGCAUGAGUCCCCUCACCAUCGCCAAGGACGCCCUGAUCAGCAUCCUGGGCUUCACGGGCUUUGUGGUGGGGACUUACGAGGCCCUCUAUGAGCUGAUCCAGCCAAGCAACGCUCCCAUCUUCAUCAAUUCCACCAGUGCCUAUGUCUAGUGAUCCGGGUGCAUACUCUGCACCUGCUCACCUCCACCCCUGUGUGUCCCCCAGCACCUGUCCCCAGGACCUUGGGGAUGGUCCAUGCUUCGGGAAAGGGCAGGGUUCCUGUCUGGGCUCCACUCCACCUGGUGCCUGGGGACUGUGGGCCAGGUAAGACUGAAGGCAGGGGCUCGGGUGGGUCGCAGGUUCGUGGGAAGUACCACUAGGAACAGUGCUGUCACUGUUGGUUUGUACUUGUUUUAACCCAGAACUUCUCAGCUCUUUCCUCAUCAUGCCUCCUCCUUUACUCUGCCUCUCUCCCUCUGCUCCGCCUCUCUCAGAGGGCUCCUGUUGCACAGCUCACUUUAUUUAAGAAUCUUAGUGGCCCUUACCUCAUGUUUUCUCCUUGGCUAGGCCAGGCCUAGAUUAUCUAAGUGGGAAUGCCCCCUGUUUGUAAAGCUAGGACUCUCCUUCAUCUCUCUCCCAGAUACUGCACCCCAGUAUUCUCCUUCCUGCUCAAGUCCCCACUGGGUAUCUGGACCUGUCCAGAGGCUGCAAACCCCUGCUGUACACACCGGGGCUUUUAUCCUCUCUGUGGCUCGCUGCUGUCCCCUGUGCGGCGUCUUCUUGCCUCUGGAUUCCUCCAUGUGGGUCACAGUACUGGAUUGUGAUUUGCUGUAGCUCUUCAAAGACACAAAGUGCUGCCUCAGUGGAAGAUACUUAUAUUUUAUUUAAAAUUUAGCUUUGGUUUUUAGAUUCUGCCUCUCGAUCUAGGUUGGAACGAAUUGUUGUAAACCCUCACCCGGCUUUUCCUGGGAACGUCAGUGUGGGUCCUCAGCACCCUGGCUGGGCGCUCCAAGACUUGAGUCAGGACCUUCUAAAUGUGCACAUCCCUGGGGGGAGGCUUGUGCUGUGCCUCCCGGUGACCAGCCUGAUUUCAUUCUGUAAAGACACUUGCAGGUGCACGAGGCCCCAGGAAAGGAUGAACAUGCCGGAUGCAUUUCCAUCAGGGAGACUCCUCACGUGGUGGCUUUGUGCGUCCAAGCCUGUUUAUCGGCCUCAGCCCCGACAAGCCAAAGGGGUGGCCACGUUCGGUUGCCACCAUCAUGCUGGGGAGACACCUGCUGUUGCCACGGAUGAGAAGUUGAGGUCGGCGUGCGUGGAGCUGGAAGUGUAGUCCACAGGACAGCAGCAGCUGGUCUGACACUACGUGGUGCUCGGUUGUUUACAAUCCCUGGGGACCCAGGGCAGAACCUGUGCCUGCCCCACGCUGCCUCCAUGACCUGGACUUGGCAAGGAACUGCUGAACACUAACGGUGACCCUGUCCUUCCCUUGCCUGCUGCGCUGAGUGUCACCAACAGCCUCAGGCUUGGCUCCCCUCCAGGUCGGCCUUCAGAAGGAGAGCAGACCUCGGAGAAGCCUGAGGAGGACACAGUGCCUCGUGUUCGGCUUAUCCUGCAAGUGCGAGGGGUAUUUCCAGAAGGCAUUCUCUGACCCCUGUGCCCAGCUGCUGCGUGUGCGUGUGCACGUGUGUGACAGAGCGGGUUCUCUGCCCCACUCUUGUCACCAGGCCCUUGCAGGGCCCCAUGAGUUGAGGGAGAGCAGCAGAGAUCUGUCAGGGUUUUUUUUGUGUGUGUGUCUCACCAAAGCUCAUUCUUGCUGGGACCCGCCCUCUUGGCCCCAGCUUUUUUCUGUCGCCAGGUAGAUAGAGCCGACUUCCCAGUGUCCAGCCAGGGGAAGCAGUAGGCUGUCACUGCAGCAGCUCCUGACCUGCCUAAGAACUUACUUGGGCAGAUACCACCUGGUUGCAUUGUUUUUCUGUAGGAAAACAGUGCUUUCGGCUACCUUUUCUGCUCUUUUGUGAUCCUUAACAGGUGCUUUUGUGACCAAGGGUCUCGCUGAGAUUCACAGGGGCCCUGCCCUUGGAAGGCCUGUGGCUUGUAAGUGCCCAGAGUGAGCUCAGAGGCUGCCAUCUCCUGCUUCCGAGCUGGGGCUCUGGCAGCCCAGCUGCUAGCCUCGCUGUGUCCCCAGCUGUCCUGGGAGCUGCCUUCAGUGGGAAGGUGUAUGUGGGUCAGGGGGCCAGGCUCCAGUCCUGCCCAUGGCGUCCUUACUGGAGGCUUCUGGGAACUUGGAGCUGCCAGAGGCAGUCCUGGCCAUGUGAGGUCUGAGAUGCUGGCUCCUGAGGACUGGGCAGCAGGGCACUGAGGUUCUCUGGCUCCAGUUCAAGACUCCUAGCGCUGAGAGCAUGGUGUGGGGGAGAGAUGGCUCCUGCUUUAGGCUUCCUGGAAGCUCAUUUGGCCUGGCUGGCGCCUUGGUUAAUGUCUUUUCUGGGCUCACGCUGCCUUGGGCCACACACGGUUAGAUGCAGGCAGAGGGGUGCCCGGCUGUGCAGUUGCAUGGCUCCCAGCGUUUCCUCCUCUCCUGCAAGCAAACCUGAGUCUCUGCCGCGGCCCCUGGGCCUUUGUGAGUCAUGAGGCCUCCCUCGUGCUGCCAUGGCUGUUUGGGAGCCAGCUUCCCAGCCUUUUGCUGUGCCCCGCCCCCGGGCCCUGGGUGAAAACACUGGGAUGAGUAGCCAUCUGAUUGCAGAGGAGGCUUUGCACCACGGGGUUGCAUCUGCUGGACCAGUGGCAAACCAUGGGGUUUCUGGGCAGGCACUGCUGUGCCCUGUGUCCCUGCACCCAGCUCAGCCCCAGCCGUGACCCUAGAGGGAGCUCUCUCUGAGCCCCUGACUGGUUCCCUCCUCCAAGCACAGCUUCUGGGAAUAGGUGUCCAGUUCUCCAUGGGCAGAGUCCCUCCUAUUAAAUGCAGGUGCUUGCCGGGAAGAGUGUGACCCAGCAUUUUCCUCCACUAGCCUGGGUGUUGUCACCCUUUACAAGUGACGUUAUUUAGACUGUGCUGCUGCCCAGCCCCUAGGGGCCCUUCAUCCGCACAGACCAUGGCCAGAUGCCGCGAACGCACAGCGUGACCUAGCCUGGACCUACACGCCCUUGCCUCUCCAGCCGGUGCUCACUGCUUUCCGCUCACUCUCCACCCUCGUCAAAGCUACGAUUUGCACUUUUAAUGAUAGUCCUCAAGUGUUGAUCCCAAACAGGUAUGCUAGAAACAUUAUUUUUCCCUCUUCGCUGUUCUCUCACCUUCUUGGAAUAUCAUCUGUGUGUGUUGAACACUACACAUUCACCUCAUUUUGGGGAAGUGCAAAAAAAAAAAACUUAUGUCUGUUUACAGCUCUCUGUACUCACUACGCACAGUAACAGGGUCCGUGUCAGGAGUCUUAUUUCAUAGCCGAAGAGAUGAUCAGGCAGGCUUAGCUUCGGCCCCCGUGGGAACACAGUGCUGCUUCCUGGAAGAGGAGACACAGAGCCCAAGAGGCGAUACUUAGUGGUUAGGAGGCCGGCUUCAAGUCUGCCUUAGAAUUUAAUUUUCCAAAGUGCAUUACAGAGCUUCAAGACCAUUAGGACAGAAUAAGAGAUAUGGUCUGUCUUCUACACCACGGUCAGUACUCUUAGGCCAUUGGUCCUGCUGGUUGCGAGGCUGUUGACUUUGCUGGCCCCAGCCUGUCCCAUUUCUUCCCCUGAGUCAUUCCCUGGUCUGAGGAUACUCAUGGUGCUGACUGACAGGAGGUGACCAGAGUAAGGGAGGCAGCAAUGGAGAGGGGGUAGCGGUGGCUGUUUUUUAUCUGUUCUUUUACAAGAAGAUGGUGCUGGGGAAGCUGUUUUCUUUUGGUGAACAAUAACGUCAGGAGAUGAUUGAGAAGCAUGUCAAUGGAUGUGGGAACCAGAGAAAUAAGAACUGUCACAUGGCAGGUCCUGAGCAGCCAGCAGUACCAUGUACGUUUUGUGCUACAGGGUAUGUAUCCCCAGCAUGGUUGUGUAAAAAUGUGGAUCUUUCCAGGGCUUGUAGGAGGUCUUAUUUUGGGUUCUACUUGUGGAUCAUGUGUUAAACUUUUCCUUUUCAAUAAAUGAAUCUUAUUUUUUAUUUUUGAGAGGUUGCAGUCUGCAUUUUUUAAAGCUUAUUUAUUUUAUUUGAAAGGCACAGUUAGAGAGACAGGGAGAGCUUCUGUCCACUGGCUUACUCCCCAAAAGGCCACAACUGCCAGGGCUGGACCAGGCAGGAGUCAGGAGCUUCAUCUGGGACACCCAUGUAAGUGGCAGGGGAACAAACGCUUGGGCUAUCUGCUGCUGCUUUCCCAGGUGCAUUAGCAGGGGGCUGGAUCAGAAGUGGAGCAGCCGGAAUAUUAGCCAGCACCCACAAUGGAUGCCAGCAUCACAGGCAGUGGUUUAACCUGCUAUGCCACAGUGCAUUUUUGUUUUCAUACUUAUUUUUUUCUUAUGACACUCAGGCCCCUUUACUAGAUCUUAGGUUAAAGUGUUUUGGCCUACACCACUCAGUCCUUACAGAGAAGUAGCAUGAACAAGAGAGCCAUGCGUAGCAUUGAGAGGUGUCCAAGAAAGGGAGCAGAAAAUCUUUUAUGCCACUGGACAACCCUGCUGAAACUUGUGCUUCUCUUGAAGACCUGAGCAGCAGUUUUCAACCCCUUCAGUGCCUGUGAGUUGACCCCACGUGAAAGGUGUGUGGUGGCGAGUUUUAUGCAUCUCUCGUUACUCCAACAUAAUCCACAUGUUGCUGAGAAGGUCUUUUAUAAAUGUGGCUGCCAUCCACAGUCCGCUGCCGUUAAGUGAAAGAUUAUUCUCGAUCAUGUGAGUGGGCUUCUUCCAGCGAGCUGGAAGCUUUAGAGCAAAACGAGGGGCUCCCUGAGAAAGAACAGAGUCACGCUCAACUGCAGCAUCGGCUCCUGCUCCAGGGUUGCAGAGUCGCUGGCCUGCCCUGUGAGUUUCAGGAUGGCCGGCCCCCCAGUCACGGGAGCCAUUUCCUUGAAAUGUCUCUCUCUCUGUUUCUCAGAAAAAACUGAUACAGUGCCCAACAGUCAGCUUUCUAGAAAGGUGGAGACUGAUUUCAGGAUGGAAACCUGGAAGAGAUACUAUGGACCCUUUCCCUUUUAGUCACAGUAAGAGGACAAACAGGGCCCUCCGAGCUGUCCCUUAGACAAGUUGAAAAUCAGUCCUCAUUGGCUCUUGGGCCAACUGUGUUUAAAAGCAGAGCCCUUAAAGAACACUGAUCCUUUUUGCCAAGAGAGGAAGGUGGGAGUGUGUUUCUGUUUUCAUUAUAGAGAUCUGUUCUGGAACUGGAGAGUGAAGUGGGUUUCCUUCGACUGUUCCAAGCCACCAAAUUAGAAAUGGCAGAACUGGGAUACACACAGAGCCUUCUGGUUCCAGAACCCAAAGCACUGUCCGUGGCAGCCUUGGAAGGGAAAUCCACCUUCAGGGUUUGACGUGAGGGCUAGAGAGAAGGUUCUAAAGUGCCUCGAGUAGUUUUCUGAGAUGGUAGGUGACUUGGGGAAAACCAAAGCUCAGAGGUAGUUUCAUUCGUUGUUUGGCGAUGAACUCGUUGGCUAUGCUCAUGUCCUGCCCACUUCUGAUACGCAGAGCUCUGGGCCCUCUUUGGACUGUCUGCCUCUUCAAGUUCUUAGUCCUGUUACAUUUACACCUUAGGUCCUUCCAGAUAGCCAGGACCCUCAAGGGAAGCCCACUGCACUGCUGGAGGCAUGAACUUGAGAGACGCAGGACUGCAUCUGGCUUGUUCAUACUCAGACCACUGCAUAUGUGCCAAGGAACUGUGUGUGUGUUUGAUGAGUGUGCUAUGCUAGACCCUUGGCCAUUGGUCUCCCCUCUCUGGGUUUAAAAACGGGUGCAUAGCUGACCUGUUUUUCAAGUGUUCAGUGAACUUUGACAAAUGCAGUCAUGUGACUGCCAUCUCAAUCAAGACACAGAUGCUUCCUUGACCCCGAAAAUUCCCCUGUGCGUCUUUGCAGUCAAUCCCAUCCCCAUACCUCUCAGCCUUGGCAGCCACUCAUCUCUUUAUUCCUCUAGUUCUGCCUUUCCUGGAAGCUCACGUAUAUGGAACCCUUAAGGACGUAACCCUUUGUGUCUGGCGUCUUCACUUAGCAUAAUGCUUCACGUAUUCAUCCGUGACAUGCAGCUGUAAUUUGUUUCUUUCAUUGCUGAGUAGUAGUCCCUCGUAUGGAUGAACCAUACUUUGUUUACCGAUUUGCCAGUUGAUGUUUGGGUUGCCUCCAGUUUUUAACUAUUAUAAAUA